UAGCGGGACCGCAUUACCGAGCAAGCAAUCUCGUACUUUGCAGAGAGGCAGUCGGCGAUUCGGUCCUGAUUAUCGGUGAGUAGUGCUUUGAAAGAGCAUUUCCACCAGGGACGGAGUCUAGACGAGGCAUUCCCUAGCAAGAUGGCUCUUCUUAGAAGUCUUACGCUUUUAGGAUUAUUUAUUGUUGCAGCCAAUGGACAAGUAGAUCCACUGCCCACAUUAGCCCCUGUGAAAGGACAACCAGGGGCCAAUGGUGCACCAGGAGACCCAGGUAACAGAGGUGCGCCAGGAGAUGCCGGCAAAGAGGGUCCUCCAGGAUUCACAGGACCAGUCGGACAACAAGGAGAACCCGGAGACGCGGGACCUGUUGGUCCACCUGGACCACAAGGUUUACCAGGUGGCGCUGCCGCGGGUGGUAUAAAAGGACCUGAUCCAAAUGAUGCUGCUGGUAGCUUAAUUAAGGGAGAACCUGGUACUCCGGGACCAACUGGUCCACCUGGUCUUCCUGGACGACGYGGUAACGAUGGCUCUCGAGGUCUCCGAGGUCAACCAGGAAACCGAGGAACCCCGGGACCAAGUGGAAGACCCGGUGUGCCUGGACCACCUGGAACUCCAGGAUCCAAUGGUGUUGAUGGUAUCGAUGGUGAAACUGGACUGAAAGGAGAAAGUGGUGAACAAGGACCUCCUGGGUCUGCAGGUAUUCCUGGAAUUCCAGGAGAAGUUGGCUUCAAAGGAGAUCGAGGAAUUUCCGGCGAGAAAGGAAAGAAAGGAGAUCAAGGUACAACRGGAGAGCGCGGCUCGUCUGGAAACACAGGACAACCUGGUUUCGAUGGUGCACCUGGAAGAGCUGGUUCCCAAGGUCCUGACGGCAAGACUGGAACUCGUGGCCCAGAUGGUAUUCGUGGCCCUACUGGCGCACCGGGAAGGCAAGGUCCUGCUGGUCCGCGAGGACCUGCAGGCGCUCCUGGUACUCCUGGAACCCCAGGUUUAAAAGGAAAUCAAGGACCUACAGGAGCCAGAGGUCCACAGGGUGAGGUAGGAGAUGUUGGUCCACAAGGUCCAAAGGGAUCAAAGGGUCAAUCUGGUCGUCCUGGUACAGAUGGAGAACCUGGAAUAAAUGGUGAUAAAGGAAACAUGGGACCCGCUGGAGCAUCAGGAGUUCCUGGUAUUCGAGGAUCCAUAGGUGCACCGGGUGUUCCCGGUAACCCUGGUGCUCCUGGAGUAACUGGUGACAGGGGGCAACCUGGUAAACCGGGACCUUCUGGACAUAAGGGCGAAAAAGGCUCACAAGGAGGGGUUGGACCCUCUGGACCCAUCGGUGUACCUGGACCAAGCGGCAAGAGAGGUAAAAUGGGACAAACUGGACCACCUGGUAAAGUAGGAGAGACUGGACGACGAGGACACCAAGGUCCACGAGGGUUCCCUGGAGCUGACGGAGCACCUGGUCGAAAGGGAUCACAAGGUUCAGUUGGUAGCGCUGGCUACCCCGGUGCAAAGGGUGAUAAGGGAGCAGCUGGAAAGAACGGAGAACCAGGACGUCARGGAGCAAGGGGACCAUCCGGACAAUCUGGUCAACCUGGACAAGAGGGCAAGAUGGGUUCCCCUGGUGAUGAUGGUACUGAUGGCAAGCCCGGUGCACCCGGUGCACAGGGAGCACCAGGUAACCCAGGACCAACCGGUAUCUCUGGAGCCAAAGGAUCAGCCGGCGAACCUGGAAAAGAUGGUGACCAAGGACCGCCAGGCCCAGAGGGACCUAAGGGCGAAACUGGACAAGCUGGCAGCCGUGGACUACCUGGAAUUGCUGGAAAAGAUGGAACACCAGGAGAACGUGGAGAACGUGGAGCAAUCGGUCCACAAGGAGCCCAGGGAGCAGUUGGAGCGCAAGGUCCACCUGGAUCAAUUGGUAAAACUGGAGAGAUUGGACCACGAGGAGAGAGGGGCUCUGACGGAAAGCCUGGUUCGAGGGGACAACCUGGAGCAGUUGGUGAGAUUGGACCCCCUGGUCUAGCGGGAGCAUCAGGAUUACAGGGGGAACGUGGAGCAACUGGAAAUGACGGAACACCGGGAGAGCGCGGACCACAGGGACCCACUGGACCACCUGGAAUCCCCGGACUUCAGGGAGCGCCUGGUGCACCAGGUCGACGUGGACCAAAAGGACCAAAAGGAUCAGGUGAACGAGGUAUUAGUGGUCCUCCCGGUAUCGAUGGCAAAGAUGGAGAACCAGGUCCCGAUGGACAACCAGGAUCCAGUGGACCACAGGGACCAACUGGAGAUAAGGGCGAGAGCGGAGCACCUGGCACUCCUGGAGUUGCUGGAACCAACGGUGACCAGGGACCAAGAGGUUUACCAGGAACUCCUGGACUCCGUGGACAAGACGGACCAGUUGGCAACACAGGACCAAUUGGACCAGUCGGACCCCGAGGACUUCGUGGACCCAAGGGCAACAAAGGUACUUUUGGCGCAGGAGGAAGACCCGGUAUUACGGGCACUUUGGGUCAACGUGGUACCCCUGGAUCUAAAGGKGAAGAUGGUUCACCAGGUCGUCAGGGUUUGCCUGGUUUAUCUGGACGACCUGGACGACCAGGACCUCCUGGACCACCUGGACCCCCCGGUCCGACCGGUAUCCCAGGACGUGAUGGAGUGAACGGUGCUAAGGGCUCAUCUGGUGAGCCAGGAAGACCAGGAAGAGACGGAGAGCCUGGACAGCCAGGAUUACCAGGAAGGGAYGGUGAGCCUGGAUUACCAGGACCAGAUGGACCAACUGGAAAACGCGGAYCACUUGGAAUUAAGGGAAUUAAGGGAGAGAAGGGACCAGCUGGCCCCCCCGGAAUUCUUGGUAAUCGUGGCCAACCUGGACCUCGAGGCGUAAAGGGCGAACAAGGUCCUGCCGGCAAAGAUGGACGUAGUGGAGAGUCCGGCCCUGUUGGUCGUCGCGGACCAAUUGGUCCAGCCGGUGACCCUGGAGUGGAUGCGGAAACGGGUAAAAAUGGCACCAACGGUGUACCAGGAACUCCAGGAAUUCCAGGGUUAGAUGGAGAGCAAGGAGCUCCUGGAGAACCUGGUACCAAUGGUAAACAAGGAGAUGUCGGACCAUCGGGUUCUCAAGGCCCAAUUGGUGAACCAGGACCACAAGGUCCAAAGGGACCUCGCGGACCUGACGGUAAGAAUGGAGCACAAGGCUCACCGGGAUUGCAGGGAGAACGAGGUGUUGAAGGUUCUAAAGGCUCACGAGGUGAAGUAGGAGAGAAGGGAGACAAAGGAUACACUGGUUCGCCCGGAGGACCCGGMGCUCCUGGAGGAGCGGGAGCAAGAGGUCCACCUGGUAUUCCUGGUAGCAGCGGCCCUCCAGGAACACGUGGUGCUCCUGGCAACCGUGGUGUCGAGGGACCCAAGGGACCAAACGGAGUUCCAGGUGAUCCAGGCUCUGUUGGACCUGUUGGAGAUAGGGGUGAUCGCGGAAAUGCGGGAAAUGCCGGUCGUGAUGGAAGCCCAGGACCUCCAGGACCUCCAGGACCACCAGGCUAUCCGGGACAGUCACCAAUUGCAGGGUACCUCAGYGUUGGUGCAGUGGAGAAGGGACCUUCAUAUAGAUUGUACAAACGUGCUGAGAAUAAACCUAAAGUUGRCGAAGAUACAACACAGGGCUUCUUCUCCCAGCUCGAGCAAUUUACUAUAGAUUUUGAACAACUCACUAAACCAACUGGAAAGGACAAAGAAUUCCCUGCCACGACUUGUCGGGAYAUUAAAUUAGACCAUCCAAAAUCUACGAAUGACUAUUAUUGGAUCGAUCCUAACGGGGGUUCAAAGAACGACGCCAUUAAGGUCUUCUGUGACUUCAAAACCAACUCCUCGUGCAUUGAUCCCAAAAAAGCCAAGCCAAUUUCUGUUGAAGUGUCAUCACCAGGUGAAUCAUGGGUGUUCGAGAAAGAGGAAGAAGGAAUCGAAUACAGCGCAACAAGGGGUCAGAUCAACUUCCUACGUGCAUACAGCAAGCAAGCUACCCAAAAUAUUACAUAYCAUUGCCGAAAUUCAAAGGCUAGAGUCAACAAUAAAUCUCUUAAACUUCGUGGUGACAAUGACAUGAACAUGGAAUUUCACUCCAAGAGUUUAGCUAAACUUAGACCUUUAGUAUUUAAGGAUGAAUGCACGAYCAAUGACAAUAAAUGGCACAAAACAGUCCUCAAGAUUGACACCAAGCACAAACACAGGCUGCCCAUCGUAGAUGUGUCUGUAUUUGAUUUAGGCAAAUCCGAUCAGAGAGCGAAGAUAGAAAUCGGAUCCGUUUGCUUUGCGUAAUAAGUGGAGCAAUACGGGACGUUUUUUUAUCAUGCCGCAAACAGUGUUUUUGUACAUUAUCCAAAAUAUGUCCAAUGUAUUAAUGAAGACGAUCAGGAUGCGAGCAGGGUUAGAAGGUAGACUGACUGUAAUCUGUAAACACGUUUUCUUGCGUUAGUUCGUUAUUAAAGUACAUAUUGUAUGUUCGGUCGAUAUGAAUAGUCCUUAAGUGAUUCUUAUUUUGGCUCUGUAUUAAUAAAUACUUGAACUAUCACAACGGACGCUUGUAAAUGGUAAACUCAUAUAUCAAUGUGUGGUUUUCAUUAGUCAAUAGUAGUCAAUAAUAUUUACUCAAAUUGUUAACAAUCACGUGGUUUUCUGCAAAUCCCAGCAGCAUAUUAUUGAUAUUAUUCUUUUCAAUUUAAAUAGAUAGCGUUUGGUAUAUAAAACAAGCUAGACUAAUGAUCCACGGACUACAUUAAAGCGUUUUCCACAAAAUUAUUGAGAUAAUAAAUACUAUUAUAGUAUUA
Exaiptasia diaphana is the source of this 4805-nucleotide messenger RNA. RefSeq names its product collagen alpha chain. Lineage: Eukaryota; Metazoa; Cnidaria; Anthozoa; Actiniaria; Aiptasiidae. The record is from RefSeq and is a predicted model, not a curated record. Gene Ontology annotation, molecular function: extracellular matrix structural constituent.